This is a messenger RNA of Mandrillus leucophaeus (drill), 2562 nucleotides long. RefSeq names its product inositol polyphosphate-5-phosphatase, 40kDa (gene INPP5A). Gene Ontology annotation, molecular function: inositol-polyphosphate 5-phosphatase activity. Bases 26 to 1120 code for a protein of 364 amino acids. Gene Ontology annotation, biological process: phosphatidylinositol dephosphorylation. The transcript has 14 exons. NCBI's taxonomy places the organism in Eukaryota, Metazoa, Chordata, Mammalia, Primates, Cercopithecidae. The record is from RefSeq and is a predicted model, not a curated record.
CGUGCACACACACAAGCCGCACUUCAUGGCCUUGCACUGUCAGGAGUUUGGAGGGAAGAACUACGAGGCCUCCAUGUCCCACGUGGACAAGUUCGUCAAAGAACUAUUGUCGAGUGAUGCGAUGAAAGAAUAUAACAGGGCUCGAGUCUACCUGGACGAAAACUACAAAUCCCAGGAGCACUUCACGGCACUAGGAAGCUUUUAUUUUCUUCAUGAAUCCUUAAAAAACAUCUACCAAUUUGACUUUAAAGCUAAGAAGUAUAGAAAGGUCGCGGGCAAAGAGAUCUACUCGGAUACAUUGGAGAGCACGCCCAUGCUGGAGAAGGAGAAGUUUCCGCAGGACUACUUCCCCGAGUGCAAAUGGUCAAGAAAAGGCUUCAUCCGGACAAGGUGGUGCAUUGCAGACUGUGCCUUUGACUUGGUGAAUAUCCAUCUUUUCCAUGAUGCUUCCAAUCUGGUCGCCUGGGAAACAAGCCCUUCCGUGUACUCGGGAAUCCGGCACAAGGCACUGGGCUACGUGCUGGACAGAAUCAUCGAUCAGCGAUUCGAGAAGGUUUCCUACUUUGUGUUUGGCGAUUUCAACUUCCGGCUGGAUUCCAAGUCCGUCGUGGAGACGCUCUGCACAAAAGCCACCAUGCAGACGGUCCGGGCUGCUGACACCAAUGAAGUGGUGAAGCUCAUAUUUCGUGAGUCGGACAACGACCGGAAGGUUAUGCUCCAGUUAGAAAAGAAACUCUUCGACUACUUCAACCAGGAGGUUUUCCGAGACAACAACGGCACCGCGCUCUUGGAGUUUGACAAGGAGUUGUCUGUCUUUAAGGACAGACUGUAUGAACUGGACAUCUCGUUCCCUCCCAGCUACCCGUACAGUGAGGAUGCCCGCCAGGGUGAGCAGUACAUGAACACCCGGUGCCCGGCCUGGUGUGACCGCAUCCUCAUGUCCCCGUCUGCCAAGGAGCUGGUGCUGAGGUCGGAGAGCGAGGAGAAGGUUGUCACCUAUGACCACAUUGGGCCCAACGUCUGCAUGGGAGACCACAAGCCCGUGUUCCUGGCCUUCCGAAUCAUGCCCGGGGCAGGUAAACCUCAUGCCCGUGUGCACAAGUGUUGUGUCGUGCAGUGACGUGGUGGGAAGAGAUGCCAGCGCCACGAGAGGACCCUUCGUGAGCCCUCCCUGUAGCCGUGUACUGAAUACGCACCUUCAAAGCUGCAUCGAGAACCCACCCAAGCGCCACCUGCUAGACGGCCAGCCCCACACUUUGCUUCAGCCUCCGGACCAUUCCGGAACAGCCUCACAUACCUCACUGUCUCGUCUGUUCAUGUGACAUUAAGUAGAAAUAUUGGUUUUUUAAAAAUAAGUCACAGUCCUGUUGUCAAAACUCUAAUAGACAGCAAAGAGGGUCUGUACCGUAGACUUCACAGUUUUCAGUUUUUAAUGAUUGUCAGUGGAGGGGCUUCUCCAGCACAGAGACCCCACCCCUCCCCCGUGUCCAGAGACCCCCCUCUGCCAGGUGGAGGUGUGUCCAGGGGCUGGGGAAGCCGAGAUGGGCGCUCCCUCUGCCGGCCGGCAGCGUGGCCCCCAGCAUGGCGAAGGGGUCUGUCUCUGCCGAUGCCCCUUCCGCGGCACUCUGCGCCGUGUCACAUGGUUUUUGAAUCACACUGCAGCUGCUUUCCAUUUUUAUAUAUAUAUAAAUAUAUAUAAAUAUAUACUUUUUAAAAAUAAUUUAUAAAUCUUACCAAAACUUAUGCUAAAUGUACUUUCCAGUAUGAAUGCACAAGAGAGUCCCAUCAGCAGGCAGCAUCGGAGUCUAGGAGCUCAGCUGUGUGUCCAUCAACACACACAUUCGUAAGAAAACACAUGGCCUCGCCAUCGUGGGUGAAAUCGGCCCCACAGCACGUCUGCACUGGCGGGCCGUUACUCCCGUGCCGUUCUUCUGUGUAAUAUUAAGAACUGAAUGUGAAGUUUAUAGCUAGCCUGGGUGUACCUUUUAAGAAUUUUGUAAACCGUUUGUCUGUCUUUUGUUACUGUUUUAUGGUGCCAAGUAUUCUACAUUACAACAAUAAUAUCAUGGGAGAAAUAGAAAUAGCCUAGUUUGCUUCCAAUAGAAAUUGCUUUUAACAUGGGCUGUAUAUAAAAAUAUUAAAGAGAAACAAAACUGUACAUUUCCUCAUUGCUCUGCUACAAACAACCCAUGUAAUAACCUUGUUGCAAAUAUUUUUCUCCUAGCACUAAGUACAGCAUUAAAAGGUGAUUAGAGAGUCUGUUGAUGAAACACAAAUAUAUGUUUUAUUGAUUUUACUUUAGAACACUACAGAGUUCCUGGACCGGGUGAAGGCAUUAGGUGGGUGUUUGUUUUUGGAUAAAUCACUACCAUUGCAAGUGACUGCUGUCCGCUGCGGAAUCCGCUCUUGGUGGAAGGACCGGUCCCUGUCCCUGCUGUGGUUGCCACUGUCCGCAGUUCAACACGGAGUCCGCCCCACGGGUUUCAGCUGUUGGUCGUUCUGAGGGCCUUUAGAAGUGACUGGCCUGGUUCCUAAGCAAUAAAAUUGACCAUGGUGAAAAUA